Molecule: messenger RNA, 201 nt
Organism: Penicillium taxi
Lineage: Eukaryota; Fungi; Ascomycota; Eurotiomycetes; Eurotiales; Aspergillaceae
Exons: 2
Coding region: 1-201 (66 amino acids)
Source: RefSeq, a predicted model, not a curated record
AUGGGUGCCGUCGUCUCUUGUAUCCGAGGCAUCUUUCAGAGCAUCGGCUCUUGCCUAAUGGCCAUUGUCAACGCCAUCGGUGCUGUCUGCACAGCUAUCAUCAGCGGAGUCGUCGCUAUCUUUGAUGCCAUCAUCGGCUGCCUGACCUGCCGUGGUUGCUCAGGUGGUGGCCGUCGUCGUCGGCAUCGAUCUACCAUAUAA